Molecule: messenger RNA, 4214 nt
Organism: Corticium candelabrum
Lineage: Eukaryota; Metazoa; Porifera; Homoscleromorpha; Homosclerophorida; Plakinidae
Product: serine/threonine-protein kinase 36-like
Exons: 36
Coding region: 1-3984 (1327 amino acids)
Biological process (GO): protein phosphorylation
Cellular component (GO): cytoplasm
Molecular function (GO): ATP binding; protein kinase activity
Source: RefSeq, a predicted model, not a curated record
AUGGAUGAUUACCAUGUAUUGGCAAUGGUCGGGGAAGGCUCGUUUGGUCGAGUUUACAAAGCCAGAAGAAAGAAAACUGGCAAAACCGUCGCUUUGAAGUUCAUUUCAAAGACAAAUCGGAAAGCCAGCGAACUGAAGAAGCUGCAUUAUGAAAUCGAUCUGAUGAAGGGCCUCAAGCAUCCAAAUAUCAUCACAAUGCUAGACUCGUUUGAAACCGACGAAGAGGUUUGUGUUGUCACUGAGUUUGCUAAUGGAGAGCUUUUCCAAAUAUUAGAAGAUGACAAAAAGUUUCCUGAAGAACAGGUGCAAAGAAUAGCUUCUCAGCUUGUGUCUGCUCUUUAUUAUCUGCACUCUCAUCGAAUCAUGCAUCGAGACAUGAAACCACAGAAUGUACUCGUCUGUCAUGGAGGCCGAAUCAAACUUUGUGAUUUUGGAUUUGCAAGGGCUAUGAGCAUGAAUACUCUAGUUCUGACUUCUAUCAAGGGCACACCACUCUACAUGUCACCUGAACUUGUACAAGAGAAACCAUAUGAUCAUAAUUCAGAUCUUUGGUCCUUAGGGUGUAUUCUCUAUGAGCUGUUUGCUGGAACACCUCCAUUCUAUACUAACAGCAUUGUCAAACUUGUCAACAUGAUUGUUAAGAAUGCUAUCAAAUGGCCUUCAAACAUUAGUGCACUUUUCAAGGAUUUUCUCAGCGGUCUGUUGCAGAAAGAUCCAAAGAAAAGACUAACAUGGCCUCGACUUCUGUAUCAUCCAUUUGUUGCACCUGUUUAUGUGGAAGGCAACAUCUCAGAUGAAAGGAGUUUUGCUGCUGGUAUGUCGCCUGUUUCUGAGGUGAGCUCCUCCCUCAGUGGAAUUGCCCAUGAACAAGUUGCUAAGGAAGGGAGAACUAUGUUGCCAACUGGUCCUGUCAGGACCCCCAGUAAGCCGAGUCAAUCAGCUGUUGAAUUCAAAAUCUCAGCAAAGCAAUCUACAGACAUUGUAGACUCUCUUGCUGUUGAGACUAGUCUAAAUAUACCUUAUGAUUGCAUCUUUUCUCAAGACAGCAAUAGCACAGGAUUUGGUUUUGAUUGUAAUCGACAGGCUGGCAACAGACUUGUGAAAAGCAAUGCAGACAAAGUGUGUACCGGAAAGCUCAGCAUGGACAGCAAUGAUAGACAGCUUGGUUCUCACUCAGCUGCUGCAACAAUAAAUAGCAGAGCUACAGACAGUGUGGAUGGUGAUGAUAGUGAUGAUGAGUGGGAGCAGCUUUUAGAAAUGACUGUCAGACAAGGAAACAGUUCUUCGAGAGACAGCGUGCCUGGACCAACAGUGACUGCAGCAUACUUGGUCACUGAUGCUGUGUUUGUCUCAAAACUCAUGUCACGUCUUCAAUCUGCUGCGAGGCAGAUUGGGGAAGGAUUAAUGGAAGGUGGCUCAAGAAUGAGGCAGGUGUUAAGGGUUGUUACAAGUCUUCUUCAUACUAAAUGUGAACAUUUAUAUCGCUGGCAGUUUGCUAUUGCUAUUGGCUUGCCAUCACUGUCUCUUGCCAUCUUUAAAACGCUAUUGACGUCCACCAGUCAUGCACAAGAGUGGAUUGGAGAGGUCUUAGCAGAUACAGUUGAUAUGCUGACAUAUUAUUUGGCAGAAAAUUUGCAUCUGUCUACUGAAGAUGUUGUACAGUCAAGGUCAUCCAAAAGCUUUGAAGAGGAAGAGGCUCAAUUUGUGCAGUUCUGUGAGCAGCUAGUAACGUUUUUGCCUCAUCUAGUCAACAGAAGACCAGACGCACAGAACAGACUAAAAAUUAGCACUCUACAGUUGAUGAAGAGUUUAUGCCAGGCUGGUAGUAGUUGUACUCAUCAAACAAAUUUAGUAAUUUAUCAGGCAACAUUACAGCAAACUACUGUUUUGUGUAUCAUUCUUCAGGCUUUGGUUCCUGAACCUGGGAGUCAGGUUGUUCCAUCAGGUCAAUUGUUAGAUUCUGCUAUGAAUACUUUGACAUCUCUAAUGACAAACGAUCCUACCACACACCAUCAGGUUGCUGUUAGUAUAGGAAGUCUAGUAGAAAAAGAGUAUCCACAAUCAGCCAACACACUGCUGUUAUAUGCCUGUCAAUUAGGAAGACAAGAGUCACUGCAGGUUGUGUCUGAACUGUGUCUUAUAUCACCUAUCUUGGCUAUACAAAUUGUUUCCAGUAAGACAUAUUGUCAGGGAAUGGCCAAUCUUCUUCAGGCUUGUAUUUCUCAGGAUGAGUCACAUGAUCGAUUACUUAUGGUCACAUCGGUGAUCAAAACUUGUCUAACAGCUAUGCAUUAUAUCAGCCCAUCUAACACGUGGAUGCCAUCACACUUGCAGCUCCUUUUUGAGACUGCAUAUGAGAUUCUUGUCCAGGGCAAAGAAACUCUUCAUCAGGUAUUGUGCUCAGUCUUUCUGGCUAAGUUGGUCUCGUUGUAUGCUUUGCCAUCGGUCAGUUGUAUCGUUAUCAAGGAUUUUCUUUUAGUAGCAGAGAAACUAAUAGCAGAUCAUUCAACUGUGGCUCAAAGCUUUCAACAAAUUGAGACUCCUGUUCAAAUGGGCACAUUAGAUGGCAUUCCAUGUAUUCUUAAUGCUACAAUUAAACAUAAUGGCAACUCUGCUGUUCAAACACUUGUUAGCUCUUCUGCAUGGACAAUGCUAUGGACAGCAUUGCAUGAUUGUCUAAAUCAGCUAGACAGCAGUGAAAGUUGUUGCACGGUGCCUUCCUUUUCGUAUCAUGGUGUUUGCAGUGUAGCUCAGUUGGGAUGCUUGGCUAUGACUUUGGAACCAAAUAUUGUCAUUCCGCAGCUUGCCGAUAGUGAUAGUCCAUUCACUUGCUGCUGCCUUCUGAUGGUCACUAGUGCAGAAGUUGCGAAGUUUGUAGGAAGGAAAGGGAAUUUAUCUACAAGUGAGAAACUGAAUGCGGAAUUGUUGAUAUCACAAGCUCUUCAGCUGUUCUACAUUCCUCUGGCUGUAGAAAAGAGUUUGUCAAUGCUUGAGAGCAUUCUUAGUGUGUGGUAUGAGGGCAAUUUGCUGUUCAAUCUUCUCCACUGUUGCUCAUUUCUUUUGGAUGACAAGUACAUCAACAUGUUGUCAGACGUUCUUGUAAGGCUAGUUGUACCUUCUCACGACUACGCUCCUUUCAUGGAUCACUUCUGGGACUUAAUGAAAGCAAAUAAUGACUGUGUGGCUUCUGUUAAACUUCUUUUGUCAACUCGACAUUCACCCUCUGUUAUUUCUAAUGCAUUGUCACUUCUGUGUUACACUGUUGGAGAGGUUCCAGUUGCUCCUCACACUUGUCGGGGUCUCCUGACUGAUGGAGAGGCAAUAGACAUGUGUAGUCUUCUCUCUCAUCAAGACUGUGUUGUGCGUGCUCGAAGUUGUAGCUUGCUUGGUAAUCUACUGGCACCAUCGGAUGUGUUCUAUGCCAAUUUAAAGAGGUUGAAGCUCAUUCCAGCUCUAAUUCAUUGCCUAGGAGAUUCAGAACAAUCAGUUAGAGCAGCUGCUAGUUUUGCCUUGGGCAAUGCAGCAUUUCACAGUGAUAUGCUGUAUGACAGAUUGACAGGUUCUGUGGCUGCACUUACUGGUAUUUUGGUAGACAAAGUGCCAAGAACUCGUUCCAAUGCUGCUAGUGCAUUAGGAAACAUGUUACUACACUCUGACAGUUUGUGGUCACAAUUGAAGAAAUUCAAAUCUUUGGAGAAGUUGCUUGAAAUGGCUACGAAUGACCGACAAGUGUCAUGCCAACUGUCAGCUCUUCAAUCGUUAAGAAUUGCGUGCAAGCACUCUGUUUGUGUGCAGAUGUUGGCUGAUGUACGUGCUUGGCAAAGAGUGAAUGAACAUCUGACCAAUCUGAGACGAAAAGCAAGUUCUAAGCAAAGGGGACAAUUGAGACCUCACACCGUUGGCGGUAAGCUAUCGGAUAUCCAGUCUGCCAUCGGCCACUGUGCUCAUCUGAUACAUCACCUGUCCAUGCCAUUGACACAUUAGCUGGCUAUGUCUUAGGUGAAGGACUUGUGUAUUGAUCUAUUGUACAUCACUUACAUAGUACCAACCAACUGUAACUCAGUUAGUUUUCUCUUCAAAAUCAAUCUGUGUUGUUUCUAUAAGUAGCAGUCCUAUGAGGAUGCUGUCUUGACUAGAUGAUUGGUGAGUGAUUGUCUCUAUAGUUCUUUAUCAAUUUAAUAGCAUAGUUUGUGAUAUCUUGUCCUGUAUGGCUG